ACGUAUAAAAGUUACCGCAUAGACUAGACUUACACGAGCGAUAAGUUUCUCACGUAGGCCAAGCCAAAUCCAUCACAAACACGGAGAAAAUAAACAACAUAUACGAAGUAAAUAAGUAGUCCUAGAUCUAGAUGUAACGGGUCUUGGUGAAAAUGCCUCCUUCAAGUGAGAGAAGAAUUAAAUCUUUGAAAACUUGGGAAACAACACAAGUAAAAUUUAUUAAUAAAUCACCAAGAAGAGUUAGAGUGAUCUGGUUAAACUUUGAAGGGAAACCGGAAUGGAGAAGAUAUAAUCCUAAAGAUGGGCUCAAGCUAAAUAAAAGUACUGCAAUUCAGACGUAUCUUAUGCACCCCUGGAUCUUCAAGGAUCAUCUGACUGGAGAUAAGAUAUAUUAUAAAGAAAAUGAAACAGAAACCAGAGAGGUGUACUAUCCCAAGUUAUUACCUGAUGGACUAUCGGUGCUGGAAGUUGAGUUAGUUCUACCGGUUUACAGCUUAAAACAAAGAUGUCUCCAAGUAAUGAGAAGGCUGGUGAAACAGCAACAUGUAUGCAAACUAGACAUUCCACACACAUUGAAGAAUGAAAUUUUGAAACCAGACUUCGGCAUAAGUGAUCAAGAAAUAAGUUUGUACAUGAAUAAAAUUAAUAGCCCAGAAGUAAUAGAUAGGUCAUAAGUAUCUAUAUCAUAGAACAUACAGUAAUUGUAAAAUACUACAGCAGUUUUUUUUUUUAUUUAACUGGCACCAGGGCUAAGGGUUUGCCAAACAGCAAAGUAAAUCACUUUUCUAAGAGGCAAACACACACACAAGAUGCUCCUUGUAGACUUAAGUCUUAUUUUGAGGCUUACGGAAUUGAGUUGUUUUUGGUUGUGAGAAAAAUAUACCAUGACAGGAACUGUACACAGGAUUGUGGGAUUGAAAGGCUAGCAUCUUAACUACCAAUCCCAACUACUGUACUAUUAAAAGAUAAUUUUCUGACUAGAACUUUUGUUUUUUCUUGUUCCUAUCACAGAAUUAUCUUUAAAUUGUUCUCCUUCUCUCUUGGCCCAUUUGGCUUCUUAAGUCAUUAUUUUGCUGUACACAAAUCCUUAUAAAAUAUAUUUUUUUUAUGACAAAAAAAAGUUGAUAUGCCUUGCAUUAGUUAUUAAAUUUUGUUUAGACAAGACUCUUUAUAUAUCUUGUUUUGAGAUUAUCAGUUGAAUUACUGAACUGAACAUCAUAUCAAUGAAAAUAAAUAAGGCAAAAAAUAAUAUAAAUUUUUAUUUAUUGUCUACCCUCUGAACAUCUUUGAAAAAUAAAGUUCACUAACAAGGCAUAUUUUCUCCUUACAGUCAGUUAGUGGUCCGUACUGAAUAACCAUUGCUUGCCAGUUGUUUUCCACCGAUGUACAGUACUGUAGUUGUAGUGAAUCAUAAGUUGAAGUUGCAACUACAGUACUUACUGUACUGUAGAACUACAGUACUGUAAAUUUAGCUUACUUGGAACUACACCUACCUGUAGUUUGUUUUAGAGAGAAUUACACAGACUAAAGUUAUACAGUAAAACUUGCUUAAGUCAACUUUGCCUAAGUCGAUCUUAUUUCACAUGCCAAAUUCUUGUGUUUUCCAUUAAUUUACGAUCUGUAAUUUUUGUUUUGUGUAAGUCGAACAAUUUUUUAAUGCCAUUUUGGAUUCAACUUUAGGCAAGUUGAAUUGUGCUUCAGCCACAUAUAGUACAAUUUAAUAGGCAAUGAUUGUGCCAUAAUAGUUUUCAAAUACUUCACUUUUAAUAAGUUAACAACAUACUGUAGUUUAUAGUCUUCCAUAAUGUAUAACUUGUUCAUGUAAUCCCUUUUAAAAAAAUAGUUUUAUAGUAACCCUUAGAAAUAUCACAUUGACUUAUGAAGAUUAUGUUAUUGAGAUAGUUUAUCAGUGUUGAAACUUAAAAAUGAUUCAUUUAGACCUUAUUUGAUUAUCUGAGCGGUAAGGCGCCACUAACCACAUUGUUAACAUCGGCGCUGUUUCAAGAUUUCAAGAUUCUUUUUACUCAGUGUUCAGUUCGUAAAACCAAGUUUUUUUCGGAUAAGAAACCUGUAUCUAGUGUACACCUAGUUUGUGUGUACAUUUGAAAGAAUCCAUUGCAACUUUGAUGCAAUGGUUAAUUUUUCAGCACCUGUCAUUGUGGAAUGAGUUUGAGGCUACUACAGUAAAGUGUUUCUCUGCUGCUGCUACAGUAGUCACGAACCACGCCUUCAGCACGAUGAUGCUGAGAGUUACCAUUCAUAGUGUUAACAUACCAAAUUCUUAUACAGUUCAAUUUUGCCUUAUGAUCUUACUUUAUAGUUUAUAUGCUAAAUUGUUGUGCUUUCAACGAUGUGCAAAUCAAAUUUUAUCAAAGUCAAACAAUUUUUCAAUGCCAUUUUGGAUUCAACAGGCAAGUUCAAGUGUAUUCACAAAUAAAUUGUAACUUUUCCUGCACACCCAACUUACUUUCAAUUGAGCUGAGGCCUGGUUCAAUACAUUUUUAGUAUUACUGACUACACAAUAAAAUAAUAGAUAAAAAAAAAGUAUUUCUUUCAUAUGGAGAAACACCUCAGUUGAUAAUAUAAGAUAAAUUUGAAAACAACAUAUUUUUUUCUUAUAUUAUUGGAAUGAUUCUUGUUGCUUUGUAGGCUAUUUCAUUAUUGUUGCUAUCAUAUAUCAUGAUAGUUUGUAUUAUGUAUCAUAUACGUAGAUUCCAGGCAUCUUAUUGGUUAAAAUUGGUUAAAAAGUGGCCAAUAACUUCAGCCAUCACACCUAUAGGUUGAAUUAUAGUUCAUAAAUUCCCAGAGAUAAAAUUAUUAUCACGUUAAAUGAUAGUAUUUUUUUUGCCCUAUCGCGAUGUACAGUAAUCUCUAGGCACCACUUAUAACACUGUGUAAUUUAUAAAAUGUGAGAAUGGCUUUGGUUUGACCAUACCACAGAUCAGAUAGCAUGGUUGAGCGAGUAAGCCUAUGCCUAUUUGGUGGGUACUCUUUUCAUUACUUUCUAGGCUGGUAGAAUCUAUGUAUGAGGUAUAUAAUACAAAUACUGACUGCUCUAGGUUCGGGGAACGGUGAAAUCGGUAAUUGUAAUUUGUAAUUGUAAAUAAUCGUAAUGUAAUUGUAAUUUGAAAAAUGUAAUUGUAAUCAUGGCAAUUAUAUUUCACAUUUCAAAAUCUCAAGGUGAUACUCACUGGUUGACAGAAAACUCAUCUACUGUACUUUAUUGCCUAUACAGAAAUAACUGUUGGUGUCAACAUUUUAUCCAACUGUAAGAUAUUUUCUAAUGUUUGUUAUGUCACUUAAUCAUAAACAAGAGAGUUGUGAAUUUGCUAUAAAUAGGAGUUUUAUACCUCCAUGCUUAUAUAAUAAGUUUCCCACUGAAUAUGAAGCUGAGAAUAUCCAUGAUUAAACAUUAGAGCACCUCUGUGAUGUGGAGAAUGUAGAAGAUAGUAGGUUAGGGUCUCGCAUCACCUUGGGGCAAUAAAUUUCACCAUUCCCCUCAUGAGCAGUAAAUAUCUGUACAGUAUACUGUUACCAUUUUACUACCUUGUUAAUAUUGUAUAUAUUUAGAAAAAAUAUUGCAUGUACAGUAUUAUUAUUUUACAUAUAAAUGAGAACUGACUGUGAAGCAGUUUUAUUCAGUGAAUGUGUAAUAAUACCCUGAAUAUGAAAAAAAAAA
Molecule: messenger RNA, 3679 nt
Organism: Anneissia japonica
Lineage: Eukaryota; Metazoa; Echinodermata; Crinoidea; Comatulida; Comatulidae
Product: von Hippel-Lindau disease tumor suppressor-like
Exons: 2
Coding region: 153-674 (173 amino acids)
Source: RefSeq, a predicted model, not a curated record